Molecule: messenger RNA, 2400 nt
Organism: Aspergillus nomiae NRRL 13137
Lineage: Eukaryota; Fungi; Ascomycota; Eurotiomycetes; Eurotiales; Aspergillaceae
Exons: 4
Coding region: 1-2400 (799 amino acids)
Source: RefSeq, a predicted model, not a curated record
AUGGCACCAGCACAAUAUAAGGCUCGCCGGGAUUACGCCAAAGAGCUUCACAUCGAUUUUCUUGGCUACGCCCCACCUGUGCAAUGGCCGGAUGCUCACCGCAGCCUUUUCGAAGAUAUUCAGAAACUCGGGAAUCAGAAAUAUUCGAGCUUCAGCGAAACCGUCUCUAAUGACUCAAUAGAAAAACCCUGGAGACAUCAAACAAAGCAGAGAGCAGCACGUCUGGUCCGGCGGAGUACGAUGUCUAGGAAUGAUAGGAAGAACGAGGCGGGGUGGCGUUUUUCGAUUGAACCAGAGGUCCUAUAUAGAUUUACGGUUGAAGUAACCUGUCCCAGAUGUCGCAGCAGGCUCUGGAAAUCGGAGAUAGAAGCCGCAGUGUCUUCGUCGCAGCCAUUUGCUCAGUCAUUAGAAGCUAGGCGUCGGCAUCGUGAGCCAUGUCAGUGUGUUGACCAGUGGGGUUACAACAGUGGGUACGGGGACGGGGUGAACAUGGUAUUCUCAGAUCGCGCAGAAGCAGCCAUCAAACAUGACCCACCUCUUCCUAUACAAGGCCGGAGAAGAGGCCAGGUGUCGGAAGAGCCAGAUAGAGUAUAUGGCCUGCGAGAUACAGGUAGCUUGAGAGACGUAUUGAACUCCAUAAACAGGCACACAGUGUCUGAUGGGAAUUUUCAAAGCCUCAGGGAGACUAUUGAAGUCAGCCCUUUCGACGAUGAAGGUGAGCAACUGCUGUUUCCCUUCUUGAUCAUGGAGGCCAAGUCCGGCAAAAACGGGGACAUGGCAGCUGUGGAGAUGCAAACAGGCUUUUGUAUUCGGCGCCUAUUGAAACUACAGCAUGAGCUAGGAAAGGCUGGUGAGUAUAGAUGUGGCACGUUUGAGCCACUGGUCUGGUUUUUAUCGUGGUCUGGGGAGCAGUGGAAUGUGGCAGGUUGCUUUGUCAAAGAGACGCAAAGCCAUGUUGAAUGGUUGAUCGUUAAACUGUGGGGUGGUGAUGUAACUAGCAUGGAUGGGUCGCUGCAGCUUCUUCUUAUUAUUGACUACAUAGUUGAUUGGGCUCGCGACGUCUAUCGGGAGUCUUUGCUAGCCCAGCUCAGAAGCCUGUCAGAAGAGUGCGUCCCCGACUCUGACUCUGUUAUAUUAUCCACUUUUGAGCGAGGCUCCACAGUGUCGACCUAUCGUUCCGACGAUCCCGCCGACCUUCUAUCUCAGACGUUACCACAGUCAGUUGUAUCCAGUGGAGACUUCUUGAAUCUCAUUCAUGCAGAGGGGGUUGUGAGAGACGCUUCCGUCAUUGAUUCUAGAUUCAUGGCUCUGUAUAUAACAGAGCGCGACGUGGAGCCAUUUAGCCUUUCGUUUGCCUCUGAGGAAACGUACCAGGAGAGCAUAGCGAAGAUGUCUACGAUCCUGAAAGACUCGUGGCGCUUGGUGCCAGAUGCCCUGAAUGGAAUCGAGGAAGCUUGGACAGGGACUUCCAGACCGGCGACUUGUAGAGACGCGCCAGACAGAAGCCCCUUCUUUUUUGUCGGAUUCACUUUCCGGAUGUUCGUUGCAUCAGACUGGCAGCCAGUACGCCAGCUUGUCUGUCUCGCCAUCUCCAGCAUGGCGGUAGUGAAGAUUUGGGGGAGCGAAAUGUUAAACGUCAUUAACAGCGGCCCUAUAUACACAGAUCGCGAGACAGAGAGAUUUCUUAAUUUUUUAAAAGGCUCAUCUGUUAUGGACACCCUGGCGGCCGCGAUAUCCAUGCAGUGCCUCUCCAACACGUCGCGUAGACGCGGAGGGCCCAUUGCAUCCUCGCUCAGCUUCAAACGCGACGACUCAACUUCUGUUCUUGAGUUGGUGUCAUUGGUCCUUAAAUCACACACUAUCGGACGACGUCUGUCGCCGGACCCUUAUUUGCGCUGCUCGCAUAUGCAAAGCAAACAAAGUAUAUUCACGGAUGGACCGAAAGUGUGGCCGCAACUAGACCAGCUAAUGCUCCACCCCAAUGGCACAAUCCUUGUCGACAGCGAGCAACAGAGCCCUAGCAUUCCUCGUCGAUGCCUUUAUAUCGUUGACGGCUCGUAUGAAUAUGGCGAUGCAGCAGGUUUGGUGGAACGAAUGUCUUAUGAGGGCACUUAUUAUAGCACCGUUCCCUUAUGUCCUAACCACGAUCCAGCAGAGUACUUUCCCUACAUGAAUCGUCCAUUAGACCAUGCCAGAUACUGGAGGAUCGAAAAGUCCCUUGAAAGCUUCCAGCACUGGAUUUCAGCACUGCAGGAGCAUACUUCCAUUUGCUCUACCCUUCAUGGAUCGUCGUCUUCCCCAAUAUUGCUUUUAUCCUCUGAUGAGGCCUCUAGUGACGACGAUGAAGAUGAUGGCAACGAAACAAGACAAAUUACCGUAGCGUGGAAAGAAGAGCAUUAG